UAAUACAGACUCCCCCUGGAGAGUCGGCUGCAGAAACGGAGAAUAUCUGAAGCUGAGCACAAGUGGAGCUUGCACGAGACGUUGUCGAUCGCUCGGGUGUUGCCGAAGGGUGUGAUUCUCGAUCAAGUCCUGCAAGAGCCAGAAUGCCACAAACAAGGAUGCGCAUGAGACCUUGGCUGGAAAUGCAGAUUAAUUCAAAUAAAAUUCCUGGACUUCAUUGGCUCAAUAAGAAAGAUAAAAUGUUCCAGAUCCCUUGGAAACAUGCAGCUAAGCAUGGGUGGGAACUGGAAAAAGAUGCCUGCCUGUUCAAAAACUGGGCCGUUCAUACUGGGAAAUACAAAGAAGGUGAUGUAGACCCUGAUCCAAAAACAUGGAAGGCAAAUUUCCGCUGUGCCAUGAAUUCCUUGCCUGACAUUCAAGAAGUGAAGGAUCAAAGCAUUAGCAAAGGACCCAGCGCUGUUCGAGUCUAUAGGAUUUUACCCCUAGUAAAAUCAGAGAAAAAAGAAAGAAAGUCAAAGUCUCCAAAAAGCAAGAGCCCAAGAAAGUCAGUCGAAGAUAUUAAGGAAGAAGAGACAGUCAAAGCAACAAACAGCAUUCAGUUGCCUGAUGACCACAGUGGCUAUGUGCUUCCCAACUAUGCAACAGAGGACAUGGAAGUGGGGAGCACAUUUGGUGUUUCAUAUGAAUUGAACAAUGAUGCCUGGAGAAAUUGCCAAAUGGAUAUGCCGACCCCUGACAGCACAAACAAUCUUUACAGACUUCAGGUUUCACCCUGCUGUUCGUCUUCUGAAGAUGAGGAGAGUCCACUGUACGACUUGCUCUUCAACAGCUCUGAGUGGCAACCAAACAGCAUUGGUGGAAAAGGCUUCCUAUUAAAUGAAGCUGGAAUGCAGAAUCUCUCCCUUGACUUUACUUUGCAAGAGCAAGAUACUACCUUUGAGAUACCAAAGCUAGAAGGAAUGCCACAUGAAUUGAAAUCCAGUGCAGAAUGCACUUUGUUGGACAUUCGAACACACUAUGUACCCUCUAUAUCCUGUGGCAUUUAAACCUUUUACUGUUUUAUUUUGAAAUGCUGACUUAAAAAAUUGAUACGUUCAUUGAUACUCUACAUGUUUCGAAUGGAAAAAUCCAAGUGUUUUUUGUACAAUAUAUGUAUGUAGGAAUAUAUUUGUGAUAAAACUGUACAUUUAUCCCUAACUUCCUUAUGAGCCAAUUAAGGCUUGUUUGCUGCUUCUUUCACUCUGUCCAUCCAUUAGUAGGAUUAGAGUAUAAAUAAUUUUAAACAUUGGGGGGGGGGGGACAGAAGCGUUUCAUUGUUAGUAAAUUGAUGUAUAUUUUAAGACCAUCCAGAGUAUAAUCUUAAAAUUAUUCUCUGGAAGACUAGUGGUGCCCAACCAGAUAUUUCUUGGUCAUCUUUUUUUUCCUUCAAAUUUCUCUUGGCUUUUAAUCUGGAGCCCUAUCUUAAAAAUGUUAUACUGUGAAAAACAGAUAGUUGUUUGUUCCAUACUUCUUCAGAAUUUUAUUUAUAAUACAUUCCACUGGUUACUUUGAACUACUGCUACAUUACAUUAUUUUCUCCAGUGAAAAUAUGUGUUGAAGUUGAUAGGUGAAUGUAUGGAUUAUUUGCACUGUGCUUUUCAAGAUGUCAACUGAAUAGGUAUUGUGAAGAGUGCAAAAAAUGCAUAAUAGGGUUAUAUAUAUACUAAACCAGAAGAUGAAGAAAAGGAUUUGGCAAACUGUCAGAGUGCUAGGCUGCAGCUUUAAUUCUUGUACAUUCUUUUCCUUGUACAUACGUUGUUGUAUAUAAAUUACAAUUGUCUUAAUAAAAGAUUAUAUAUGAA
Messenger RNA from Thamnophis sirtalis, 1841 nucleotides. RefSeq names its product interferon regulatory factor 1 (gene IRF1). Gene Ontology annotation, cellular component: nucleus. Lineage: Eukaryota; Metazoa; Chordata; Lepidosauria; Squamata; Natricidae. Gene Ontology annotation, molecular function: DNA-binding transcription factor activity, RNA polymerase II-specific; RNA polymerase II cis-regulatory region sequence-specific DNA binding. Gene Ontology annotation, biological process: immune system process; regulation of transcription by RNA polymerase II. The record is from RefSeq and is a predicted model, not a curated record.